AUGGAGAUCACCAAGUCAAGAUACCUCCUCUGCCUCAUGCCACAGAACAUCAACCUCUUCAACGCCUUGCAGAUCAUCAUCAUCACACCAAUGCGCCUGCUCAAGCACAGAUACGACAUCUACUUCAAGGCCAAGGGAGCAACACGCCACUGCUACAGGUCCAUGUACUGCAUCCUUGGCAAUCAUCCCUCUCAAGCACUGUGCACCGGGUUGGCACAGGGUGGCUGGGUGUGCUGUCAGUACUGCCACAACCUCUCAGCCUUCUUCCACAAGGGGGAAUGGCCAAUCAAGCAACACAGAAACUACUGGAGCGUCUACAACACACACAUUGCAACACUCAAGGCCUCCAACAAAGGAGUCCAUGGCAAGGUUGGCCCCACCAACAAGAAAAUAAAGGUGCAUGGCUGGGGUCAACAGAGACACUUGCUGUACACCAGCAUCACAAAUGAGCUUGACAAAGUGAUCAACGAGGAGUUCAAGGCGUUCCCACCAUUCCCAGGAAAGCAGAGAGGCGAAAUGGACAGUUUCCUGCAGAUCACUGAGCUUCUCUUCAAGGAGUGGGUGAGCAAUCCACAGGAGUGCAAGUGUUGGCGUCUCCACAUCAACAUAGUCCACCUCCUGCAGCAAGAGACCUACAACGCCAUCAACCUCAACAACCUCAAGAUGAUGACCAAGAGGUGGAAGUAUCUCAUGGUCAAAAUCUACAGCGGCAUUGCCAAGCAGCGGCAAGCGACACAGUCAAAGCGGUCACAGACAGGCGCAGCCAGCAACACAACAACAAGCGGCAAGAAGCUACUCAGCUUUAAAUUUCCAAACUUCAAGGUCACACAACACUGGUCAGAGCUGAUCCACUUCCUCGGGCCCCCAUGGGUGCAAGACACACGCCUAUGGGAGCAGCGGCACCUCACAGCGAAGAUGACAGCGCAUCGGACCAACCAGAUCAACACCGAACUCACAAUUCUUGUGAAGACGCACCAAAAGGACGCUGUAAUUCGCCACCUGGCCUAUGCUGGGCUGUCCCCCGUGAGCUCUGUGCAGGGUUCAUGGAAGGAACCCUACACGCUCAGUGUUUGUGGUGAAAUGACCAGCAUCAUGAGAGACCGCAAGUGGAACCUCUUUGACGCCGUCAAACGUGAGCUGGGCGAAGGCGUCAAGAUAGCCGAUGAGCUCACUUCACACAAGUUGGCACACUACUAUGGCCACUUCCUUCAACCGGGUGAUGGGAUCGCCUUGUGUGUUCCAGAAGAGUAUCCAAAUAUACAUUUCAUUGUCAACAAUUCAAGACACACCAUACUCAACAAGUCCAAGACGCAGCGCGUCAUGAUCAGAAGGAUAUCUCAGCUCCUUCGAAUCACCUGCGACAACAAGGUGAGGCCGUGGGUCGAGCUCGAGCUUGGCGAUCUGCGCGGCGUCAGUGAUGGCUUUCUUGAGUUCGGGCUCAGCCAGCGACGUUUCUACCUUCCCUUUGGGUGGAACGGAUGGACCGUCGCCAAGCGCGUCCACCUCGUGCCCUACAAAGCGGGUGGGCAACACCAAGCGUCAAUGACUGAGCAGCGGCGCGGAGCACGACCAGCGGCGCACAGCACGACCAAGCGCGACCAGCGGCAAGGUGGACACGAGGUGGACACGAGGUGGACACAAGGUGGACAGGAGGUGGACAGCGAAGAUGGAACCUUCCGCCUUUUUCAAUACAACCAUUUGACAAACUGA
Messenger RNA from Acanthamoeba castellanii str. Neff, 1710 nucleotides. RefSeq lists its product as uncharacterized. NCBI's taxonomy places the organism in Eukaryota, Discosea, Longamoebia, Acanthamoebidae. The coding region runs from base 1 to 1710 and encodes 569 amino acids. The record is from RefSeq and is a predicted model, not a curated record. The transcript is spliced from 8 exons.